GCGGUUGAACUUCUUCGCACAAUCAUUUCUCUCUUGUUCUGUAAGUAUACAUCUUUCCAAGAUAUACACACACUCAACUCUCGUCAAUAUCACAUAACAAAUCCUUCUUCUACAAGCUGUAGCAACCACUUAUACUUCCAGCACAAUAUCUUUACCGUUUUAUCUACUUCGACACACUCAUCAUGCGUUACCGCAAAUUCUUACUUGGGGCUGCCAGUGCUUUGCUCUGUGGUGCUAAACUUGUUCUUGCUGGCCCAGGUGGUUACCUCCAGCUUGUCAAUCUCAGUCCAUAUAACUGGCAAUUGACAUACCAGCACUCAUACCACAUGGACUGGAUUCCAGGAGAUCUCAUUCCUGCUGGUGGAAGACACGAACAAUAUGUCGAAUGGUGGUAUCACUGGGGCGACAACGGAGACUGCGGAGCAGAGGCAACUUAUCAACUAGUCGGCACCGACCUCUCCUUCACCAUCCAAGCUCGACAGACAGGCGGCAAGAAGCUCUUGAUCGAAUACAGCGACGCACUCGCCGCACUGACCAUGACCAAGGAAAAGGUCAUCGACCUCGGCUUCGACCACGACGGCAGCGUCCUCUUCGUCAUGUCCGGAAACGGCAUCGAGCCAUACGUGACAUCCCAACCCCCCAAGAACUGGACGCAACACCAACUCCCCCUCAUCAGCACCAAAGAACUACGCGAAAUCUCCAUGCCCCGCUCCCACAACGCCGGCAUGAACUACGUGAGCUACGCCUACCUAGGCAACGCACACAACACCCAAUGCCAAACCUACCAAAUCUACCACCAACUCCAAUUCGGCUCUCGCUGGCUGGACCUCCGCCCCGCCCUCGCCCACGGCAAAUGGCUCACCUCCCACGUCAGCAAGAUGUCGACCGGAACCUACGCCGGAGCCACGGGCGCCGACUUCGUCGACAUGAUCGCCGACAUAAACCGCUUCAACACCGAAACCCCCGGCGAGCUCCUCAUCCUAGAACUCAGCCACGAAGUCGACGGCGCCGACUCGGGCGCCACGCAUCCGCUCCGCGACGGCCUGCCCCCGAACCGCUGGCAGGAACUCUACACGCUCCUCGAAGGCAUCGCCGAUCUCUGGAGACCGACUAACCCCGACCUCCCCCUCCCCGAGGAUCUGUCCACGAUGCCCAUAUCAACCUUCAUCCGCCCCGGCUCCAAAUCCGCCGUUCUGAUCCGGCUGCCUCCCUGGGCGCCCGCUCCCGAUUCGGGCCACCCGGCCUUCGUGCACGAAUCCCGGCUUCCCUGGGUAGGAGAAUGGAUCCAAACCUCCGACCCGGCGAUCCUCGACUCCUCCCUAACCACCUUCCUACUCAGCUCCCGCACCACCCCCAAAUCCCCCCUCUUCCGCCUCGCCUACACGAUUUCCCCGCGCGUCAAAGACCUCAUUGAUGUCGCGAACAGUUUCCAUUCUAUCAUCGGGGAGUCGAUGUGGGUGGAACACAAGCUGUUCCAGACGAUAUGGGAGAAGUUGAGUCCGAGCACGUAUCCGAAUUUGAUUGAGAUGGAUAAUAUACAUAAUGGGCAGGUGGCGGCGGUGGCGAUGGUGAUCAAUCAGCGGUAUGUGAGUGCGGGGGCGUGGAAGAGGGGGUUGAGGUGGGGGGUUAGAAGGGAUGAGGUGGUGGAGAUGGGGGGUAGUGGGAGUCGGAACUUAGACUUGGAGACCGAACAUCCCAAAGCCUCCCAACUCAAAUUCCUCUUCCCCCAGGAACCAGCCACCAGCACCUCCCAACAACUUAACAACUUCACCAUAGCGACAGGCGACGAUUUAUACAGCAUAGCGAAGGCGUUCAGCAUCCGAUAUACCCCCUAUGUCUAUUCCCAAUCCAUACAUAGAUCUACGCUGCCACUUAUCAUCAGACUUUCAUCUGAUCUGACAAAUAUCAAAGUCAUCACACAUCAUGAUCUCACCUUGGGAAAAGAGUUACAGCUAAACUUUACAUUAUCAUAAACACCAUAUUUAUCGUCGAUUAUGUUCCAUGAUCCUCAAGUUCCGGUACAGUGAAGGUAAGCCCGCAGCCAAAGAAAGCCGCAGUAACAAUCCCCCUCAUCUCCUUCCCUCUCCCAUACUGUCGUCACCCACGCCAUUGUCCUUCAUUCACACCAUAAUCCCACAAUGAUUGCUA
Mollisia scopiformis is the source of this 2148-nucleotide messenger RNA. RefSeq names its product PLC-like phosphodiesterase. Gene Ontology annotation, molecular function: phosphoric diester hydrolase activity. Gene Ontology annotation, biological process: lipid metabolic process. The coding region runs from base 183 to 1973 and encodes 596 amino acids. The record is from RefSeq and is a predicted model, not a curated record. The transcript has 3 exons. NCBI's taxonomy places the organism in Eukaryota, Fungi, Ascomycota, Leotiomycetes, Helotiales, Mollisiaceae.